This is a messenger RNA of Recurvomyces mirabilis, 2004 nucleotides long. RefSeq lists its product as uncharacterized. Gene Ontology annotation, molecular function: medium-chain fatty acid-CoA ligase activity. The coding region runs from base 1 to 2004 and encodes 667 amino acids. Gene Ontology annotation, biological process: fatty acid metabolic process. NCBI's taxonomy places the organism in Eukaryota, Fungi, Ascomycota, Dothideomycetes, Mycosphaerellales, Teratosphaeriaceae. The record is from RefSeq and is a predicted model, not a curated record. The transcript has a single exon.
AUGACUGACGACGUCGACAACAGGCCAACCAUCAACGACAUUUCCGACACAAUCGAAGAAUUGCUAGACAACGAGGUUAAGGUCAUUGAGAGAUCUUCUGGCCAAUGGGAAGAUGGGGCUCGACAUAUGAAAGCGACAUUGAAAGCGCCGCAGUCCGGCUUGACCUCCAAAAUGUCUACCCCAUCAAAACCAGCAUCAAAUCAUGACCGGACAACCAACAUCCCAUCCCAUACCGGCCGAAACAUCUUCCCCAACCACGGCCUCUUCUCCCGCCUCCUCCGCUUCGCCUACGUCCAACCACCACGCCUCUGCAUCCGAGACGUGACCACAGGACAAGAAGCAACGCACCACCAACUCCUCUCCGACGUCCUACACCUCCGACAACGACUCUACUCCCAACUAGGCCCGUCAACCCUAUCCACGCUAGAACGCCAAGAUGGAGCAAUCUACAUCGCCGUCCUCGCCCCAGGCGGCUACGAAUACACAGUAGCCAUGCUCGCGGUCCUAGCCCUAGGCGCCGCCGUCGUGCCUCUGAGCGUCGCACUCCCCGUCUCAGAAGCAAAAUACUUCAUCACGACCUCGCACUCCGUUGCCGUGCUAACAGCCACCUCAACCCUCCAGCUUGGCCUGUCCCUCGAGAAAGAAAUCAAAGACUCCGACCCCACCAGCACAUUCACCUGCCUUCCCAUCGCCCCCUCAACCUCCGCUCCCCUACUCCCAAGAGCCGAAGUCAAAAUCUCCUCAAAUCCCCCUCUCUCCGACGCCGCCCCGGGCGUGGUGAUCUUCACAUCCGGCACGACGGGUCCACCAAAGGGAGCCGUCAUGCGACGUUCCUAUACCUUCACCGACGCACUCGGAAUAGCAGACCACUACGCCGUCACUCCCUCAGAUGUUCUCCUCCACGUGUUACCAGUCCACCACGCCACGGGGCUAGGGAUAAUGUUCUUCCCCUUCCUCGUAGCGGGGGCAACCAUCGAGUUCAAAUCUAGUGGAUUCAGCGAGGCCUGGACCUGGGAGCGGUGGCGUCGAAGUCAUACUUCCAAGUCCGCCGCAGAUCGUCUAACCUUCUUCUCCGGCGUCCCAACAAUCUACAUGCGAAUGCGGCGGUACUUCGAAAGCACCAUCUCCCCCCAAACCCCCGCAGAAAAAUCCGAAUACAUCGCGGGCGCCCGCACCCUCCGCGCCUGCUUAUGCGGAACCAGCGCCCUUCCAAAACCGAUCGCGGAUUUCUGGACGGAGAUUUUAGGGAAGAAAAUUCUACUGCGGUAUGGGGCGACGGAGAUAGGGGCCGUAUUUCGUAUGCCGUACCAUUCCUAUCGCGACCCCAGCGCAGACGACAUGAAAGAAGAAGAGGUGCCAGAUGGGAGUGUGGGCAUCCUAACCCCUGGUGUAGACGUCCAGCUCUCCACCUCCCCCUCCUCCGAAGGGGAGAUUCUCGUCCGCAGUGCAGAAAUGUUCUCUCACUACUUGCACUCGCCCUCCGCUACACAGGCCGCCCACAAUACCGAAGGCUACUACCGCACCGGCGACAUCGCCCGUCAAGAAGGGGACUGGUAUUGGAUCCUCGGCCGCGCAAGCGUAGAUAUAAUCAAAUCCGGCGGCUACAAAAUCAGCGCCCUAGACAUCGAACGGGAGAUCCUAGGUCUGGACUACAUAGCCGAAGUCAUGGUCGUCGGGGUGCCGGACGAAGAGGAAUUCGGGGAACGUGUAGGAGCCGUGGUGGUGAUGAAAUACCCCCUCGGAGCAACGGGGAUGAAACACCAUCUUACGAUCGAGAAGUUAAGGAGAGAUUUAAGGGGCAGGGUGGCGGGGUAUAAAUUACCUACGCUGUUACGAGUAUCGAUGGCUGAACUGCCGAAAUCGGGGACGGGGAAAGUGGUGAAGAAGGUUCUUGGGCCGGAAUUUUUCCCACGGGAUUGGAGGACGAGAGGGGUGGGGAAGGUGCAGGUGUGGGAUCCGAAGGACAGGGAAGGGGAUGGAGGGAAAGGCCAGCCGAAGCUGUAA